AUGGAAGCCACAGCGGAGCCCGUGCUCUAUCGGAAGCUGCUGCUCUGGGAGCAGAGCUGGGAGUCCGGGGACGAAGAGGAGGAGAUAGCGGAGCUGCUCGUUCCGGGCCCCUGGGCGCCCCGGGACUCCUCUGGGAAGAAAGUCGGUGCUCGGCCCGGGGCCUGGGCUCAGCUAGUGGCCGCCCUGCUGCUGCUGGCCGUUGGCUUCUCCCUGGCCGCGUGGCAACUCCACACCAGGGCUAGCUCUACCGGAACCUCGGGCUCCGGGGCCCCUCCCCCCGGCGGGCACUCCCACCGCCCUGGCGUAUACCACCACGGCGCCAUCAUCAGCCCUGCAGCUCCGUGCUCGGACCUGGGCCAAGAGCUGCUCGUUGCCGGGGGCAACGUCGUGGACGCCGGAGUUGGAGCAGCUUUGUGCCUGGCAGUAGUGCAUCCUCACACCACAGGGCUAGGUGCCAUGUUUUGGGGCCUCUUCCACAAUAGCUCCUCAGGCAAUUCAACUGCCCUGACAUCAGGCCCAGCCCAGGCCCUGGUCCCCGGCCUGGGGCUGCCCUCGGCUCUGCCUGCCCUGCGCUUGCUGCACACACGCUUCGGCCGCCUGCCCUGGCCACGGCUGCUGGUGGGCCCCACCACUCUGGCUCAAGAGGGUUUCCUGGUGGACACACCCCUGGCCAGGGCUCUGGCAGCCCAGGGCACAGAGGGCCUCUGUCCACUACUUUGCCACACUGACGGGACCCCCCUGGGACCAGGGGCCCGUGCCACCAACCCAAAACUGGCAGCCGUGCUACGCAGGGCAGCAGACUUUGCUGAGGAUGCUCUACUGAGUCUGCUGGCCCAAGACCUGGGGCUGGAGGCACCUUCAGCUGAGCCUAUGCCCACCUUGGAGCCAGCACUGCAGCUACCUUCAGCCCAGGGUAUCCUGUUCACCACACCCAGCCCCUCAGCUGGCCCAGAGCUGCUGGCAUUGCUGAAGGCAGCCCUGCAGCCUGGAGGACCCAGCCCUGAGCCCUGCCCACCACCCCUACACGCUAACGAGACCCCCGUGAGCAGCAUCCUGGCCACCGUGGACAGCAGCGGCUCUGUGCUCCUUCUCAUCUCCUCACUCAACAGCUCCUUCGGCUCUGGACGCCUGUCCCCAAGCACUGGGGUUCUACUCAGCAACCUGGUGGACAAGUCCGCAACUAGUACCUGGGCCUGCCCCCUCAUUCUUCGUGGCAGCCCAGAUGGCACAGAGGACGAUGUGUUGGGGCUGGUGGCUUCAGGGACCCCCGCUGUAGCCAGAGUCACAAGUCACGCCCUGCUCAGCCACCUGGCUGGGUCCCAAACCCAGGCCCAGCACCAGCACCAGCACCAGCACCAGCAAGGACCAACAGAGCACUCCGGGGUUUGUGGCCAAGGAACCAUGCUCCAGGUGGCAGCCCAUGCAGAGCACGCCCACGUCUCCAGCGUACCCAGUGGCUGCUGCCCCUUCCAGGGCUUCUAA
Messenger RNA from Pipistrellus nathusii (Nathusius's pipistrelle), 1482 nucleotides. The record is from the annotation of a GenBank genome assembly. Lineage: Eukaryota; Metazoa; Chordata; Mammalia; Chiroptera; Vespertilionidae.